This is a messenger RNA of Ascochyta rabiei, 1794 nucleotides long. RefSeq lists its product as uncharacterized. Lineage: Eukaryota; Fungi; Ascomycota; Dothideomycetes; Pleosporales; Didymellaceae. Gene Ontology annotation, biological process: nuclear inner membrane organization. Gene Ontology annotation, cellular component: nuclear inner membrane; mitotic spindle pole body; chromosome, centromeric core domain. The coding region runs from base 1 to 1794 and encodes 597 amino acids. The transcript has 2 exons. The record is from RefSeq and is a predicted model, not a curated record.
AUGCCGCUGCUACGGCGCAGGAUCCGCUGCCACUUCUGCAACACGCAGUCGCGCCACGCCGUGUCCCACAUGCCCCGAAGCUAUCUGUGUCCGCAAUGCGACGCCGUCAACCACUUCGACGAGCGCGGGCACGUCGCCGACCCCCCCACCGAAGACAUGGCCGCCGCCCCCUCGGCCUCGCUGCACUACGCAAUCCCACGCUCCUCGUCGCCCGUCCUGCCCGCCAUGCCCGCCGAGCCCGAACCGCUGUUCUGCAACACGUGCCAGCGCAAUCAGCUGCUGCUCAACAAGACCCUCGCCGAGUACCUCCCGGACGAGGACGACCCCGAGUACGACAGGUACGCCGCCUCGCUCGACGCCUACCGCACCGAGCUCGAGGACCGCUACCCGCAGGUCUGCCCGCACUGUCUCCCUCGCGUCCAGGACCAGAUCCGCGCGGCAGGCUACGCCGCCAAGGCAGACAACCUCCGGCGCAUCAUCGACAGGAGCAGGGAGCACAGCCGCACUGCGCACACGCCGCGCCAGACCUGGACCCUGAGAUGCAUCGCCCUGGCCAAAUGGCUCUACAUGGCCGCCGUCCUCGUCGGCUUGUCGUGGCACGCGGUGGCGCUGACGCUGGCGACCACACGCGCUGACGCUCUGCGCGAGCACGCCACGUGGAGCACGUGUUGGGAGCACGCCGUCUUCGCACGCAACGUCGACCAGAGCUGCGUCAUGUCCUCCGUUGCCCUGCAGCUGAUGCACGCCUCGUUGGUCGCCGAUCUCCUGACGAUAUGGUGGAACCCCAAGCUGGCCAGCAAGACAAACAGCAUCACCGGCCGCAUGCGAGGCCUCAAGUCGCUGUGGUUCAUCCGCGCCACCGUCUUCGUGCUGCGCGCGGCGAGUCUCUUCUACUGGGCGAAUGCCACCAUCGACCCUUCCAACCUCACGGCAUUCCAGAACACGAACAUGUUCCUCCUUGUCUCCAUACUCCUCUCUUUCACGCUGACCUGGAAGACGGUGCGCAUCGUUUACACCCCCGUUGCCUUUCCCGAAGAAACGUACCUCCCCAGCGCCCCCAACACGCCCAACAAACGCCCACGCUCCAGCUACAAGCCCGCACACCCCCAAAUCUCCACCUUCGACACCAUGGCUCAGGGCUUCACGUCCAGCUUCCAGCUCGACUCCACCUCUGCGCUGCCCCCGUCACCCACGCUCACCGAAGCAUCCACAACGAGCCACUACACCGACUUCACGACCCCAGCCCGAACACCCGUGUACCAAGAUGACAGCAUGGACUGGACACCAACGGCACGCCGCUUCGCACCCUCUGCGCCCGACAUCUUGCCUCCGCAGUUCGGCACACGGAGCCCUGUGCAGCCUGCCUCUCCGAGUCUGCAGCGCAGCCAGGAGCCCGUAAGUCUGUUUGCCAAACCCGAUCCCAAUCCCUUCCGCCACAAAGUCCCCGCUGCGCCCAAAGCACCCGCCCGAGCCGCGCUCGAUCCUUGGAAGCCGGGCGUGUGGGCGCCACCACUCAAAGAGACUACACCCAAUUUCUUCAAAACGGAGCGACAGACGCGGAGCCAGACAUCAAAGGCCAAGGCUGUGGGCGGAGCCGCUGGAGAGGGUGAUGAAGGUGGCGAUGCAGGCUUGGAGAGAGCAAACGGAGGGAAAGGGCUAGAGGGCUUUGGAGUGCCCAAGAACGUCAAGCGGGAUGCCGAGUUGUUUGCGAGUCCCAAGCUCAAGUACGAUUACUAUGGCACCAUGAAGGAUACAGGGUUGGAGGACACGUUCAACGGGCUCUUCUCCAAGUAA